AUGCUUUCUUUGUUCUCCGGCACCCACUCCCCAAACUCCAGUCGCGGUUUCCCUGGUGGAAGUUCAACCGAGGAAACUAUGCCGUCGGAGAAGAUUGAACAAUCUUCACCUGCCCAGCGGCCCCUGUCUCAGCGCCGCAAGCGGAUCGUUGUUGCUAUGACCGGAGCAACUGGGGCCAUCCUAGGAAUAAAAGCACUGAUUGCCUUGCGCAAGUUAAAUGUGGAGACGCACCUCGUGAUGAGCAAAUGGGCCGAGGCAACCAUCAAGUACGAGACUGACUAUCACCCGUCGAAUGUAAAAGCACUUGCCGACUAUUUCCACUCGAUCAACGAUAUGGCAGCUCCCAUCUCAAGCGGCUCCUUCAAAGCUGAUGGAAUGAUCGUUGUUCCGUGCAGCAUGAAGACCCUUGCAGCAAUCCAUAGCGGGUUCUGCGAUGAUCUGAUCGCUCGCACCGCCGAUGUUAUGCUUAAAGAGCGACGACGCCUGGUCUUGGUCGCUCGGGAAACCCCGUUAAGCGAUAUUCAUCUGCGCAACAUGUUGGAAGUAUCCCGCGCGGGCGCCAUCAUCUUCCCUCCUGUUCCGGCUUACUAUAUCCGGGCAGCGUCCGUGGAUGAAUUGGUCGACCAGAGCGUAGGACGCAUGCUAGACCUUUUCGAUUUGGACACUGAGGACUUUGCGAGGUGGGAGGGUUGGUAG
This is a messenger RNA of Penicillium daleae, 696 nucleotides long. Its product is annotated as UbiX family flavin prenyltransferase. The record is from RefSeq and is a predicted model, not a curated record. Gene Ontology annotation, molecular function: carboxy-lyase activity. Bases 1 to 696 code for a protein of 231 amino acids. The transcript has a single exon. NCBI's taxonomy places the organism in Eukaryota, Fungi, Ascomycota, Eurotiomycetes, Eurotiales, Aspergillaceae.